This is a messenger RNA of Ostreobium quekettii, 1911 nucleotides long. The record is from the annotation of a GenBank genome assembly. Lineage: Eukaryota; Viridiplantae; Chlorophyta; Ulvophyceae; Bryopsidales; Ostreobiaceae.
AUGGACCCGAUCCUCACGGACAAGGGCCUCCGGGACUCCCUCAAGUUCUGCGAGUCCGCCAGCGCGGAGGGAGGCCGGCGGUCCUUUCAUCCAGGGUGCCUGCAAAGGGACAGGGCGGUAUUGCACAACAGACAACUCACAACGAAAACAAAGGAUGGCAGCGUUCGUGUCAAAAGCCAGUGGCACCAGUGUUGCGAUGAGUGCCUAAUACGGGGGGAACAGGACCCGGACAGCUUCAAGGUCCAGGCAGGUGUGGAGCAGAAGUUCAUUGAGCAGCGGAGGGAGCAAAAGCGGAUAUGUAAUGCUCGAAAGCGCACACAGGAGCGUCUGAGUCGUGUUUGUGAGAAGUUUGGACUGGACAUGGUGAUGCAGUACUGCGUGAAUCAGAUGCAAGGGAGCGGUGUUGUUGUGCAGCCGUACAUGGCUGUGGCAGAAUUGCCAUCUGCUGGAGGUCAUGAAGCACAGGCUACAGGAAGCCCCAACGCAGCAGGCACUUGCGUAGAUGAUGAAACCACAGAAGAGCCAUCCCCUAAGAGGCAACACCAAGACAUGAUUAGCGCAUCACCGGAGGUCUCUGCAAUUGAUCACAGCUGCAUCCAAGACGCACUGUCAGCUAGUACUCGCCCGAAUUGGACCAAGUCGACUCUGAGGCAAGUCUUGGCACGAUAUUACGGUGUGACAAACCUGCGGCUGGACAUGUCAAAAGAGCUGUUGUGGGAGCAACUGAAACGACACGCAGAAAUGAGGUGGACGCAAGGCCAAGGUGGGGCACAGAUCGCUGGCCCACUGGUUACGCCUGGCCAGAAUGUGCCUGUGGUCGCUGUGAGCGGCAUACAGCCCCUUCCUGUGAGUGGGGCUGUGUUGAUUCCAAUGGGGCCCCCUGAGAUUCUGGUGCCUGGACUAUCAGGCGCUCUGCCAUCGCUGACACCACUGGCCAGCACCAAGCCCAUGAGGAGUGCUGUGCAAGGGACACCUUCAGCAGGUGUCAUGCUUCAUGCUUUGCCUACUCCGCUGGCAGUGAACACUGCGCCACAGACUGCAAGGCAACCUGCUGAUCGUACAGUUCCUGUUCCUGAGCACCUGAGCAGUGGUCCACAGUUGGUGGGACCAUCCAUGCUGGCAACUUUGCAGAUGGAGCAUACCCUGGCAGGCGUGGUCACGGAGCAGCCUGCAGGUGUGGCAGGCUGUCAAAGUGUCACACAAGGCGACACGUUGAACACAGCAGCAAGUAGAACCUCAGGAACGUGUAUAGAUCCUGCACCCACUGCAUCUGGUGUGCCACCCCUGCCUGUGGGGGAUGCUCCCCUCUUGCAGGUGUCCCCUGAGUCCAACAGACCUCUGGAGGGGGGCAGUUUCGCCACCGCCCGACACCCUGCAGGUUCCCUGGUGCUUGCUGGGCCGUCAGGAGUUCUGCAGCCACCGGGUUCGAUUGUCAGUACCAUCGGCAGUGAAGGGCCCCCAUUGCAUGCAAUGGGAAUAUUGGGUACCACAGGGGUCCCUGAGUUGCUGGCAGGUGAAAGAACAGUGGGCUCUGAAGUAGUCAAUGGUGCUGGGUGCGAAGUACCAGUUUCAGCAUUGCCUGUGGGUGGACAGGUGCAUUGGAGCAUGUCCCUGCCCAGUGCCCACCUUGCAUCAACAACUGCUCCCCUGCCUGUAAUGUCUCUUCCAAAUGUCUCAGCCCACACUCCGCAUUUUCCACUUGAGAUGGGUGUCCCGCUGCCCUGGCAAUGGUAUCAUGGCUCUGCUGUUGCAGAAGGUGUGCCUGUGAAUCAUCCUUUUGCCAUGGGUGCAUCUGCUAUUGGGGUUCCAGUGCAGUCAUCUGGCCAUGGAAUGGCCACCAACGUGCCACACCCAAAUGUACAGCAGGAUGCAGCCCCCGGUAGUGAUCCUAGCUCUUCUUGCCCCGAAUAG